CACAAACGUCGAUCAAUCCCACCAUCCCAUUCACCCGCCCCCUUCUUCUUCUUCUUCUUCUUAUCCUUCUUACUCUUUGCAUCCAUCCUUCCCUAAAAAUUCCCAAUAAACAAAAUGAUGUUAGCCACUUACAAUUGCGGAUGCCCGCCACCGUCGAAACUUCCAUGCUCGCCUUGCUGCGAAACGGCAAAUCCCGAAAAGAUAUCGUCCUCCAAAAAUCCUGCCGAUUGCCUCGAAAGCUCCUGUUGCCAGAAACGCCCGUUGACCCCUGUCGUCCCUCCUCCUCAGCCGAAGAUAGAAGAGCCACCGCCAUGUUGCCCCGUGAAGCCUUCAAGUAUGUACGAAUUCGAGAGGCCUAGCAAACUUCGCUCGGACAUCGAGGAGAAGGGUUUACCGUACAAGCAGAUGGAAGUUAUGAUCAACAACAACAAAGUGGUGCUAAGAACCCAGAAGGAGUACAAGAAGCCGGAAUUCGAUCCGCCGUGCGACUGCGUCGAGGACGCGCAACCGAAAGUGGAAGAGGAGGACGAGUUCGACAAGCCCCAGGUACCCGGCAGUAGGACGGUCACGCUGUACCCGAAGGCGAAGGUCGGCGAGGUCGUCGAGGGGAACUCGAAGAAGAAGGACGAGGCGCACAAGGAAAAAUGCGAGAAGGAGGAGAAUCCGAAUUUAUUCAUGUUCAAGAUGAAGAAGAUAUCGGACGUGGGCGAUAAGGAGGUUCAAAUAGACUUUCAUUUCAGGGUGGCCAGGCCUUGGUCACUGCAGAAGCGCAAGGAGAUAGAGGAUCAGAUAAAGAUGUGGGAAAAGCCUUUGGAGCCUGCGGUGGUGAAGGAAGAGGCGAAGAAAGUGAAGAUUACAAAACCGAGUAAAUCGAUUAAGAAGAAGAAGAAGAAGUGAAGUUUCCGUACCGUACCAUUCAUAUUCCUCCAUAAUUUGUAAAUAGAACCAAUCAUCGAAUAAAAUGUAACUGACAAAAAUAUCUUUUUAUUUCGAUUGGGUAUUUU
Apis mellifera (honey bee) is the source of this 1004-nucleotide messenger RNA. RefSeq names its product pollen-specific leucine-rich repeat extensin-like protein 2. The coding region runs from base 115 to 897 and encodes 260 amino acids. The record is from RefSeq and is a predicted model, not a curated record. NCBI's taxonomy places the organism in Eukaryota, Metazoa, Arthropoda, Insecta, Hymenoptera, Apidae. The transcript has a single exon.